Amblyraja radiata (thorny skate) is the source of this 3552-nucleotide messenger RNA. It is a transcript of the gene meak7, whose product is annotated as MTOR associated protein, eak-7 homolog. The coding region runs from base 632 to 2038 and encodes 468 amino acids. Gene Ontology annotation, cellular component: nucleus. The record is from RefSeq and is a predicted model, not a curated record. The transcript has 10 exons. Gene Ontology annotation, biological process: TOR signaling; response to oxidative stress. NCBI's taxonomy places the organism in Eukaryota, Metazoa, Chordata, Chondrichthyes, Rajiformes, Rajidae.
AGACAGCUUGGUGAAGAUGGGUCAGCGGCGCUGCUUCUUGUAAUAGGCACUCACUGUCCUCAGUGUGCGGCUUCAUCUCCCGAGCGCUGCGGGCCGGGACAAGAGCAGCGGAGAACAACUAAACUACCCCCACGUCCAGCCCCUUCAGACGGAAAGGCUCGGCUUUCAAGAGGAAUUAAAACCGCCUUCCCUCCGUUGCAUUGGUUGCUUUCGACGUGAAUCCUUUUUACUUCCGCUGCAGUUUGGAGUCGGCUUGCAGCGACGUGUUCGUGAAUAUUGCUCCCAGGAUCCCAAGUCAACAGCGUUGUGGAGGGACGACUGUAUCCUGAAACCCCCUUCCUUCAUUGACUGUAAGGAGCGUCUCUCAAGGCGAAAGAGCUGCCAUUCAGUCCAACUACAACGUCGAGGCGACUGGGGUUCCCGAUGUUAAAGCCCCCGGCGGGCGAUGGUGUAAUUCCUUCCGAUACUGAUGGUUUCAUUUAACUGAAUAUAACAAUUGGAACCUGAAAGGAUAACGGACUACUGAAUCAAAGACAGAACAUGUUGAAGAAACAUACAGCACAUCAAUCAGAAUCUGGGAGUUGAUUGAAAGCUUUUAAUUUCAAGAGCCGGUGGUUACCUGUGAGGGAAGAUGGGGAAUUCCGAUAGUCAUUCAUUUCAGGCAGCCUGGCGAAAUCAAUUCUCAGAUGAAGAGCGGACUUUUCUGAGCAUUAUUUUUGACACUAUUUCUGGAUCCGAUACCCCUGAAGAAACAAAGGGCGGGAAAGCUGCCAAGAAGCAGGUUACCCUGGCCAUGCUAAAGGCAUACGUUCAUAGAGCGGUAAUAGGUAGAAUGACGAUCCGAAUGUACAAUGGAAUGAGGGGCACUGAUCCAAUAAAAAAAUCGACUGUCACCGACUGUGUAAGCAAGAAACAGUUUCUUAGCUUUCUUUUUCAUGCCAUGCGAGGGAGUACUGAAGAAAGAAGUUGCAUCAUUCAAAGUAUGAUUUCCACUAAUCCUGAUGCCCCAGUGACAGGAAGGCAAGUAAAAGAGUUCACAGAAGAUAUGAUCAUAUCGGUGAUCCACUUAUUACGGCAAGAGAAGAUGCUGAGGGGUUGGAAUGUAGAGAAAACUGCAGAUUGUAUUUUGGGGACAACGCGUUUGACUGCCUAUCUGAUGUCUGAGUUGAAGAUUAAAGGUGAAGAUCUGCCUGCAGAGCAUUUACAUUCUGUGGAAAUAAGCAAGAGUGCCCUUAAGGACUGGGUGUACAGAGUCCCCCAGAUCCCAAGUUUGCUGCAUGCACUGGUCGCUAUGGGUCUUCAUCUUGCGAAAUCAGAGGGCCAAGGCGAAAUCUUCAGUUCAAAUCUGGUGCUGCCACAGUGUGUGGGCAUAAGAUUUUCUGGGAUGUAUACUGUUUUGGACAUCCCUUCUGUUCUUUAUCUCAAAUCCAACUUGCCUUCAGAGAACCAAAGCCAGUGGAAGCUGGUGUUCUCCUCCCAAAUCCACGGAGAAAGUUUCUCUCGUUUUUCCACUCAGAUUCUUCAGAAAGGACCAACGUUGUUGAUCGUAAAGGAUACAUUUGGAUAUGUCUUUGGAGGAUUUGCCUCAUGCAGCUGGGAGCUAAAGCCACAGUUUCAAGGGAAUAGCACAUGCUUUUUAUUUACUCUUAGUCCAAAUCUGGGGGUCUUCACGUAUACAGGUUACAACGACCACUACAUGUAUCUAAACCAGGGCCAACAAACCAUGCCAAAUGGACUUGGCAUGGGUGGGCAGCACAAUUACUUCGGAUUGUGGAUUGACAGUAACUAUGGUUCAGGCCACAGCAAAGCAAAUCCACGAUGUACAACUUACAAUAGUCCUCAGUUGUCUGCCCGGGAACAUUUUACCAUUGAAACUAUGGAGGUUUGGUUGGUGGGGAAUUUCACAGAGAGUGAUCUGUCCAAGACCAAGAGUGUCCUUGACGCUGACCCGGAAGCACAGGCCUUGCUAGAUAUGAUUGGAAAAACGAGGGUGAGUGACGGACUGCGGGAACCCGGUGAAGAAGAAGCAGAAGAAUGAAGAGAUUUAUAAAAAGUAAAAAACAAAAUGUAAUACAAUGCCACCAUUAUUCCUUAAAAACGGGAGAAAUCCUAAAUUAGCCGGUUGACGAAGAUAGAAUCUUCUGCACUUCCACGUGAGAUAAUAAUCAAACAAAGCAUAUUCAAAGAUGUGCUCGAUCUUGCAACAUAAGUAUAGGGGCAAUAGAGCAUUGUCAAUUGAUUCCUGGGCUGGCUAUCACAUAAGGCAACGUCAAUCAAAUGACUAAUUGUUCUGUUAUGAACAUAGCAGGUUUGUGGAAGAAGGCAUAUGAGGAAACGAUUACGUAGAUAAUUAGGGGAAGAAAUGUCACUAUUUAUUAUGCCUACCUCAGUCCAUUUUAUCUAUCAUGUAGUAUUGAGCAAAUAUGAAUUGAAUUUGGUGUCAUUUGGAGUCAAAUGUUCGAAAAUAAUUUGUACCAAAUUAAUAUUUGCCUUGGAUGGGAGUAUACAGUUCAGUGAACUCUGUUUCAGAUUUUGUAUUUCUCUUCUAAAUCUAACCUGCAUUUUCAACAAAAGGAUUUUGGUCAUUUAAUUACCUAGUAUUGUGAUUUAUAUUGCACAAAACAUUAGUAACUGCAAAACAUACAGUAUGUAAUACUGAUGCAAAACAAACUAUAAUGCCUUAAUGGGUGUUGUCAUGAGAAUAUCUAAGCAAACUUCAGUAUGUUUUAAGAGACUAUAUUGGUGUGCAGAAAUGAAGCAUCCAUCUUGCACUAUUAAAAUAAGGCACUUUCUGCAACACGGGUUUGAUAUUUUGAAGAUGGUAGAUGUCAAUUCUGUGAUUUUAAUUAGGAAGCUUCAUCUAUCUUUGAUGGAAAAGUUUGUACCACUCUUUGAAGUAGCUUAUGAAUAUUUACUGAACCCCAGCUUUGCAGGUGUCAGUAUGAUGUGCACCAUGAGGAAGCUCGGGAGCCGAUUCAGACGAUCCAUGGGUGAGGCAUUACCUAAGAAUAUAAAAGAUAGGAGCUGGAGUAAGCCAUGUGGCCCUUUGAAACAUUAUCAAGAUCAUGGCUGAUCUUCCACCCAAGUGCCAUUUUCUUGCAUAGUACUCCCUCCCAUAUUCAUUAACAUCCAGAAAACUCUUUGAAUUAAUUCAAUGAUUGACUGUGAUCUUCACAGUCCUCUGGAAUAGAGAAUUCUCCUCGUCUCAGUCAAAAACAGCCUGUCCCUGAUUCUGAAACUCUGACCCCAUGGUUCUGACUCUCAGCCAGGGAAACAGUUAUUCUUCCUCCACCCUGUCCUGUAGUGAGUUUGUACGUUUCAAUGAGAUCUCCGCUCAUGAGUCUACACUCCAGACAAUGUGGACCUUGUUUAUUUAAUCUCUCCUCGUUAAACCCAGGAACCAGUCUAGUGAAUCUUUGUACUACCUUUUAUGUAAGAAACCAAAAGAGUACAACAAUCCUCCAGUCAUGUUCUCACCAGGGCUAUAGCCAUUGCAUUAAGAGUUCUUUAUUCUUGUAUUGAAAUCCUCUGGAAAUAAAGGCAAAUAUACCA